Megalobrama amblycephala (Wuchang bream) is the source of this 8225-nucleotide messenger RNA. It is a transcript of the gene asxl2, whose product is annotated as ASXL transcriptional regulator 2. Gene Ontology annotation, biological process: positive regulation of transcription by RNA polymerase II; animal organ morphogenesis. The record is from RefSeq and is a predicted model, not a curated record. Gene Ontology annotation, cellular component: PR-DUB complex. Bases 878 to 4168 code for a protein of 1096 amino acids. Lineage: Eukaryota; Metazoa; Chordata; Actinopteri; Cypriniformes; Xenocyprididae. Gene Ontology annotation, molecular function: chromatin binding; DNA binding; peroxisome proliferator activated receptor binding. The transcript has 9 exons.
UUAAAUCAUGCUAACAACCUGUUAAAUCAUGCUAGCAACAUGUUAAUUCAUGUUAGGAACACGUUAAAACAUGUUAGCAAAAUGUUAAAACAUGUUAAUACGCUUAUUAUGUUAACAAACUACUAACUUAUGUUAGCAACAUGUUAAAACCGCCUCUGCAGAAGAUCAACGCCUACUUCUACAUCAUUUAGCCCCACCCACCAAUUCAGAAGUAAAUAUGAGACAGACGCAAACACAGAUUACGAGAGACGCCUCUGAGGAUUACAAGACGUUUUUAAGUGCCAAGUUGUGGAAAAACACAAUCUUUGCAGGGCCUUCCUAUAUAACAGAGUGUGAUUGUGAAACAUACUGUAAUGCACUUUAACGAGAAAAUAAGUUAAUCACACAAUGUCUGUUCAAAAUGACACAAUUACACACAUUAUUUUACACAAUAUUUACGCUAAACAGGAAAAACUCAGUAGAUUUUGAAACUGAUAGCAGGUGGCUAAAAUAUAUCAAUCUGUCACUAAUAUUUAAAGAUUUGAAGAAAUGUAGUUAAAUUUGUGCAGUAAAUUUGUGUAUGUAAAAUGGUUUACUGUAUGUAAAUUUAUCAGUAACCUAUGGUCUUAUGAUCACUGUUAGAUGGCUCAUACGCUGGCUCUGGUAUAUGUAUAAAUGACCUCACAUUGUAGAUUUGCUUCUUUCAAGCCAAAAUAUUAUUUGAAUGCAGAACACUCUUUAAACAGGAAAUUCUACUUUUUUUUUCACUCUUUUUUUUCCUUUGCAAGAUUGAUGCCACUUCCUCAUUUAUUUGAGUGCAGUUUGAAGUUAUGUAGACAAACACAGGCUUUAACUCAAGCCAUCUUGUAGAAACUUUUUAACUAAGUAUUUGAGAAUAAUGCACUAUAACAGUGUGAAUUCAUGCAGAACCAAGUGCUUGCCAGCAAAACUGCAGUCUCAGCCGUCCUCCCCACAGUCCCGCUGUUCAUCUCCAUCAGUCUCCAGCAGCAAACUCAUGUCCCCGUCACAGAAACACAGCAAGAAGGCCCUCAAACAGGCACUGAAACAGCAGCAGCAGAGGAAUCAACGCCGGCAAUGUGGAAUCCCCAAUGCCUCAAGCCCACGGCUGCUCCUCAAGACUGUCAAAGACAUGGCUCAUGACUCCUCCAAAUCCUCCUGGGAGCUGAAACAGACAGAGCGCUGCCCUGCCAGUCCACAGAACUCUACCUCCAGCUCGUCCUCCUCCGUCAAAGCAGAUGUGUGCCAUGCGACCGGUGCCCGCAAGGUGUCUCAGCGCUCCAGUCGGCUCAAUGCCAGACAACUGAGGCGUACCAAGUGUGAGAUAGAUGUUGAGACACCAGAUUCCAUCCUUGUCAACACUAACUUGCGAGCGCUGAUCAACAAGCACACAUUCUCAAUGUUGCCUACAGAGUGUCAACAGAAGCUUCUUAAGAUGCUGCCAGAGGUUGACCAGCAGGCUAGUAUGGAUGGAGCAUUGAAAGUGACCAGCUCUGCCCUGAACAAUGAAUUCUUCACAUCAGCAGCACAAUCUUGGAAGGAGAGGUUGUCAGAGGGUGAGUUUACCCCAGAGUUGAGACUGAGAAUGCGGCAAGAAAUUGAGAAGGAAAAGAAGGUGGAACUUUGGAAAGAGCAUUUCUUUGAGAGUUACUAUGGUGAACACUCUGGACUGAGUAUAGAGGAAUCCAAAGAGCUGACAGAAGCCAGGGACAUUCCUGAACCAGCUAAAAGCUCAGUCCAAUCAGAAAAGCCAGAGAUUGUCAAAGAGCCUCAGAAGAUAAACCCAGUGACAGAGGUCAUCCACAUGGAGUUGAGAUCCAGAGAUGUCAAAUCAACAAUAACGCAUGCCUCACCUGAAGAGCCAGUCAAACCUCCUGCUUCAAAGCAAUCACAUUUAUCCUUAGACACGAGGAAGGAUACGCAGGAAGAAUUGAUUCCAGAGUCCUCUGUUCAAAAAGCAGAGGAUCCCAAACCUGGCAGUGAGAAAACACUGGAGAAUGAGAUCACAUGUAAGACCCCAGCAUCUUCUUUGGAAGCGGAAGUUACAUGUUUGAAAGGAAAGGAGACACAGACCACUAAAGAGGAAAGUCCCGUAGGUAACGCUGGACAGAUCACGGAGAGCAAUAAGGCUGGAUCUCCAAUAACUGCUGUCACAUCUGAGCCUCUGAAGAGAAAAAUCUCUACUGAACUGGAUACAGAGCUCGGAACCGAGAAGAAGCCCCGUGUCUCUUCAUCAGAAAUGUCAUCCACUGUGACAGCUAAAGAAAAAGUAGAACAGAGAGUACCACCUCUCAAAAUCCCAGUGUCAAGAAUUCUUUCUGCCCCUGCCUCUUUUGAGCAGGUAUCUCCAAGGACUCCUGUUCCCUUGACACCCCCUAGCAUUCGGCCCGGUCGCACCGGUGCACGCACUCUAGCUGACAUCAAGGCAAAAGCCCAGUUAGCGCGUGCACAACGUGCUGCUGCUGCAGCAGCCGGGUCAUCUUCCUCAAGAGGAACCGGCUCAGUUGGAGGUACCUCAACACCCUCUCCAGCUCGGUCCCUGUCAGAAGAUUUUUCACCAGCAAGCAGCAGAAGUCAAUCUGUGUCGCCUAUAAAGCUAAGCUCUGGAUCUCCGGCCCCUGAAGGCACAGUGACUCUCUCACAAACCUCUCCUUCCUCAGGUUUUACUGGACACACAGAAUCUGGUUUUGUACUAGACUUCAGUGCAAGCCAGGGUUUUUUAAAAGAAAAUCGCUCUUUGAUGGGGUCACAAACCACUCAGUGCACGCUAAAUCCAACAGGCAAUGAUCAACAUAACCUCCUUAGUCCUGGAGGGACGCUAGCACCUUCCAGUCAGGCAGGAAGUGCAACUGCACAAAACCAGAGACCACAGCAGACACCUUUUUCAGGAGCGUUAGUGACCAAGCCUAGCUCUUCAAUCCCAGCAAACAAUCCUCUGGUCACCCAGCUUCUUCAAGGUAAAGAGGUUCCAUUGGAAAAGAUCCUCCCAAAGCCACUAGCCAAAGUGGAGGUUCAGUCUAUGGCAAUUUCUGCCAGAGAUGAAGGUACCACCACUGAUGGGUUGAAAAAAGAUAACCCAACAAACCAAGAAGAUGUUAGCAAAUUUGGGAACCAAAUUCCUUUUGGCUCAUCUGUGAUGCAAGUCAGAAGUAUGGACAAGUUGGUCAAUGUUGGCACUCAGGACCAGAUUCUCCAUCCACCAAGGCACAAAUGUGAGCAAAAGCACACCAAUUCAAACUGUCAACCCUCUCAAUUUCAAUCCUGUCAGUUAGGUCACCUUGAGAGCAGCCUGGACCAGAGUGUCCAUCUAGGAAUCUUUGGACGGAAGAGGUUAUCUAAGCCAGCUAUGACAGGACACUACCUCCUCAAUGUCUCCACAUAUGGUAGAGUAUCCGAGAGCAGCAAACGACCGCACCUAGCUACUAAUACAAGCUCUGCCCUUGCCAACCUGAAGAAAGAGAAAACUGAAACAGAGGAGAGUGUGAAAGGGAAGACAGAAUCACUUGCAGGGUCUCAUACCACCUCUCAAGGACUCCUGAAUUUCCCAAAGGUCAAAGUGGAACAGCAGGGAUGUUUCAUCAAUAAACCAGAUGAUGGUUUGGCAUCCCAACCUUGUUCUGAUAUAAAGUCUGAAUCUCCAUCACUGAGCUGUUUAUCCAGCCAAGAAGGCAGCACUUCUACUAGAACCAAAGAAACAUGCUCAAGAAGCUCACAGCUUGAUAUGUGCAGCAGUAUACAGGGUAAAACAGAGCGUUAUCAGUUAAGUGACUGCAACCAACGCACGUUUUUGUCUCAGAAAGCCCAUAAUGGACCUCAGUAUGGUGGCACUAUCAGCAUGUCUGUCCCUCAUGCACUGAACCACAGCAUGGCUGACACUCCAACUUCUCCCACCGUGUCCUGCAGCGGUGAUGGUGAAACGGCUGGUGGAGGGAUGAUGUCUUUUUCCGUCACCGUCACUGCCAUACCUGCAGGUCACCUACUGGAUCAGAGCAGUCAGGGUGAGACCUCACCUGAGCAAGCCUACAUAGAAACCUCUGGGAUGGAGGACGUCCAAUCAAAGUGCUACUGUCGGCUGAAGGCCAUGAUUAUGUGCAAGGGAUGUGGCGCUUUCUGUCACGAUGAUUGCAUUGGUCCAUCCAAACUAUGUGUUUCAUGUUUGGUGGUACGAUAAUGACUGCGACUCAUUCAUUCAUUCAUUCAAAAAGAAAAAGCAAUCACUGCAGUAAAGGUAACAGAAAUGUUACAACAGUGAUGCUUUCGCUGUGGUAACCUAUUCAUCUAUCCAUUGUCAUUUGAGACAGGCUGUUGUGCUGUUAUUCUUUGGGGGGAAUUCACUAAGAAUGAAUUGCACCUGCUAAUAGUGCUGCUUAUUUGCACGUACAUUCUGCUUUAUUUUAGCGGUCGAUUCAGGAAAGGAAUUAUGCAAAUCAGGUAAUGAUGUAAACAUGGCCAGCUACAAGUUCUGUUCUUGUAAAGGGGCUUUCGCACUGGAGGAACCUCAUUGUUCCUAGAACUAUUGGCGGAAGUACCUUUUGAUUUUGCAUUGUUGCACCGCAGGAACUAGGAUCGAUUUUAGUUCUAGGAACUAUAUAUUAGCUCCUACUUCAGAGUAGGGUCUAAACCAGCAUUAUAGGAACUACCAGUGACGUCAUGACAUGUCAAACACCAGCACCCAGCAUUUUUUUUAAAAAGCAGUGUAAACAUAUUUACUUCAGGAACAUGGAAAACAGCGAUAACGGCAUUUACCUGUUGUCUGCAGUGCUGUAUUCUUUUCUCCGCCUAGAUGAUAUGUAAUACUACAAGUUGUCAUAGGAGAUUUCGGGCCCUAUUUUAACAAUCUAGGAUUAGUUCUCUGGGAACUAUCCUAGUGGCUUGUUCCUAGAACUAUUCGGUGCGAAAGCCCCUUAAGUCAGUUCUGAUUGCUUAGUUGUGGGGAUAGCAGCAGACUACCGUGAUAUGGCAAGCUUUACUGGAACUGUACAGUAUGGCUGCAAUCCAGACACCUGAAUCGACUCUUUAAAGUGCAGAAAAUGCACUUAACUACACUGUAUGUCUGGAUAUGUGCCUGGUCAUCAUGCUUUUGUCUAUCAUUUACAGUUUCAGAGCUUUAAGCGCCUGGUUAAACUGGAUUGCGGGUGGCUGCUAGUGAACAACUUGCAGGUUUUUGUGCUGCAUGAAUUUGCUAGGGCUGGGACAAUAAAUCGAUUAAUCUCGAUUCAUGGAUUAAUUUCUGAGAUUUUCUGAAUGCAUCGCGAUUCUCCCUCAAAUCAAUUCUGAGCUUAGUUUUUAACAGCAGUUGGUGCUCUAGGCUAGUUUUUAAACACGUUCAAAUGCUCAUGAAGAAGAGCGCUCGUGCGUUCGGUGCGUAAUUUUUUUUUUUUUUUUCCCCAAACAAGUUCAGUGGAAAUCCCACCCUGGAGCCGAUUCUAAACAUUUCAUUGGCCAUGUCAAUCACAGUAACGAACCCAACCCUGAUCCCUAAACCUACCCGUCACUGUAACCUCAGCCAAUGAAAUUGGUUGCAGGGCAGGGAUUUCCAUUGAACCAUUUGGGGGGAAAAAAAAUCACAUGCGUUCGGCUGAGUCUGUGUAUGUAUUUGCACCUCAGGAUGCUUUUAUUACGCGAGAUUAAUGUAAACAGCCCACUGCAAACACCCUUGUAAUUUGCUUCAACCUUUUUGAACUUAAUGAAUAAUUAUUUUAUAGAAGGUUCAAGUGAUGUGUGUAAGAAAUUGGAAGCAAGCAGAGUACGGCUGUUUCUAAAGCACACAGUGCCAUCUGAAUCGAUUCAGGAGAGAAUCACGAUGCAUUCGGAAAAAUACCGAAACGAUCCAGAAUCAUUUCUCGAUUCCGAUGCAUCGAUUUAUUGUCCCAGCCCCAGAAUUUGCCCCAUUGUUUUUCUUUACAGCACAAUUAGCAUAGUAGAAUAUGAGGUAUGUAAAAUGUGCAAUGCCGAGUAAUACUUCCUCUCAUUCGUUGAGCACCUUUCUUUAGACUCAAGACUAAUAGUGGCAAUAUUUAAGGCUUGUUUCUUUUCUUUAAUAUUUUUGUAACAAUUUUAGAAAUGGAAAUCAAUAUACUACUAUUUUUGUAGAUGUUAAAAAUCAUGAUCCCCCCCCCAUAUCCUCUUAGCCCUCAGAUUUUGGAUCUUUUACAUAUAAUUAUGGAUUAGAAACAUAUAACAUCAAUAUUUAGUCUUUGUUUAUCCUGCAAAACAAUUUGUUGGUUGGUUUUAGCCUUUGUGACUCACAACCACACAACUGAAAUACCAAUUACUUUGCAGAAUUACUGUGAAUAUGUAAACCUAAUAUAUUAACCUGCCUUGUUACUAGGUUUAUAUGGUACUGUUAAAAGUUAUUUAUGGGAUAGAAGGGAGUUUUGUCAAAUGAGUUAACAGGCUAGCACUUCUCUUGCAUCGGUGGGUUUUACUUGAGAGCACAAUGCAAGAACAGGUUUAUACUGAUAAUGGCAAUAAUUUGUACAUUUACAAUAUUUAUAAAAUAAAGAGCAUUAGCCCCUUUAAAUAAUUUUCUUCAGAAAAAAAAAGGAUUUAUUAGGGUUGCACUUUUUUUAUGUUCAGAAAAUGACUUUACCUUUGCUAUACCUUCAAAAAUGGCUUGUAAGAAUGAAUAGAAUUAAAGCACUUCUUAAUCAAAUAAUCUAUUAUACCCUCUCAGGAGAAAAAAAAAAACAGGUCUUAAUCAUUUCAGUAACCUGUGUCUAAACAUUUGAGUUGUUUACGCCACAUGAAUGACAUUGCCUCUAAUUGGAAUAGUAGAUAUUCCCAGUAACCUAAUGCAGAUAUCCACAGGAAAACUAUACGAGCAAUGAAGUUAAACACUCAGAAGGGAGAUUAUAUGAAGAUGUUUGUUUUGUUUUAUAUUGUAAAUACUGACUUUCUUUUGAGAUGUACAAACAUUUUCUACAAAGCAUUCUUGAAUCUUGCCUACACAUAUCCGAUUGUCUGAUUGGGUUUUUGUUUGAGAAAUACUGUCCGACACAAAUCAUAAUUUUAAUCAUAUUGCAACAUUAAAUGUUGUGGCUCAGUUUCUGUCCUGAAACAAUUCUGCUAAACAUAAAUUUUGAUACCAAUAAUUCUAUGUAUGUUUAAAAAAAAAUGUCUUGCAUCUUUGAAUUAGUCUUUUUUUUUUUUUUUUAAAUCGUCUGACUUCCAGGCAAUAGAAAAGUAAAAGAAUUUUAGAUAAGAUUUGCUUUGUAAUAUACCAAAGUCAAUUUAUGGUAACUAGAUAAUCAGUUUUUGUUUUUAAUGUCUGUCUAGUUAAGCAAAGUAAUAUAUUUUAAGUAAUAUAUUUUAAUAAAAAGAAGUCUAUUUACAAAACAUUUAAGAAACAGGGUAUUUACUAUAUCUUUAUAUUGGCUGUCCCAUUUUGGUAUACCUUUGUCUGAGGAGGUGUACAGACUUUUUACACAUUUUUUUGUACCAGGGCCCUUGUGAUAGUCUGAUCCCUUGUGUGGCUAGUUUUGCCUGCAAUGAAUUGAUGUUCCCUCACAGUGGAUUUUUAAUUGACUAAUAAUAUCUGUGACACUUACAGCUCACUUUAUUGAAGUCUAGCUUAUUACAGAAAAAAAAAAAAAAAUCCAUCAGGUUAUACUGUAGUAUUUGUGUUGGAUGAAUAACAUUUUAAUAGCUUGGUGGUUGGGUUGUGCUGAAUGUCUUUGGGUGUGAGAUUGUUUUCAGGCUUUCAAUUUGUCAGUGGGUAAACUAUCGCUUUCAUUUACAUGUACUAUACAUAUGCAGCAUUUAAACAUACAAGAGACUCAUAGAAUAUAACUGUGAUAACUCCGUUAUACUUUAUAUCAGGCCUUAGAACUGAUUUGAAUUUUAAAAACUGAUAUUUGGGUUCUUGGAAAUGUUUUAAUAUGUCAGAGCUGUAAACGAGCAAUCGUUGUUUAUUUACUGCUUUCAUUUCCUUUGAUAGAGUUGCAAUGCAUGACUUGCCACCAUCUCUGUCCUCAACCUUAUAUGCCUGUGACAUUUUACAAAACACUUGGAUUUUUAAUUAAAGAGUCUGCGGAACCCUGAAAUGAUACGACUCUUAGUGCAGGAGAUGUUGUUAUUCCAGAACUUAGAGUGGCUUCCACAAUGUGUGUUAUGUCAAAUAUUUUAUGUAAAAUAAAGGUGAAUGUAAUAUAGUAAUUGUAAUCAGCACUUGUAAAGCAAAGUGUAUUUUAUCAAGAAACAAUAUGAAUAAAAUGCAGUAAAACCAA